AUGAGUGAUUGCUCACCUAUGCCCACUCCUCUUCCCUUACAGCUCGACAAAGUUCCUCACCAAGAUGAACCUUUCUCCAAUCCUACGUAUUUCAGAAGCCUAGCUGGAAAACUGCAGUAUCUCACCUUGACCAGGCCAGAUAUACAGUUUGCGGUAAAUUUUGUCUGCCAAAAGAUGCAUUCACCAACCGUCUCUGAUUUCAUUCUUCUGAAGAGAAUCUUACGCUACAUCAAGGGCACAAUAACGAUGGGAAUCAACUUUAGCAAGAAGACCGACUGUACCAUCAGAGUGUAUAGUGAUAGUGACUGGGCCGGGUGUAAAGAAACACACAGGUCUACAGGUGGAUUUUACACUUUCUUAGGCUCCAACAUCAUCUCUUUGUCCUCUAAGAAGCAACCGACUAUUUCCAAAAACUUAACGGAAGCUGAGUACAGAACGAUGUUGAAAGCUGUCUCAGAGAUCACGUGGCUGAGCUCCCUUCUCAAAGAAAUUUGA
This is a messenger RNA of Eutrema salsugineum, 495 nucleotides long. RefSeq lists its product as uncharacterized. Bases 1 to 495 code for a protein of 164 amino acids. The transcript has a single exon. Lineage: Eukaryota; Viridiplantae; Streptophyta; Magnoliopsida; Brassicales; Brassicaceae. The record is from RefSeq and is a predicted model, not a curated record.